Molecule: messenger RNA, 2001 nt
Organism: Durotheca rogersii
Lineage: Eukaryota; Fungi; Ascomycota; Sordariomycetes; Xylariales; Xylariaceae
Exons: 1
Coding region: 1-1410 (469 amino acids)
Source: RefSeq, a predicted model, not a curated record
AUGGUGAUUAAGAAGGACAAGAAGCACACCAGGCCGGAGCCGCCAGCAGACCAGACGUCGCCGUCCCCCUGGCCCACCUUCUGCCGCGACGACGCCAUGUACCACUUCCCCGAGCAGAUAUUGCACCUGAACUUCGGCCCCGACCGCCGCGUCACCUUCGUCGAGGAGGAGCAGCAGCCGCAGCACUCGCCGUGGGGCUGGGUGCGGGACCGCGGCGUCCCCGUGCUCGUGGGCGGACAGGUCAACCUCCGACGUCUACCCUCCCCCUCCUUCUCCUCCUCCUCCCCAGACGGAACCCCCGCCGCCGCCGCCGCCUCCGGGCGACUCUCACUGGAGAUCGCAGCGAGCUCGCGCGACCUCGCAGUCGACGUGACGGCCGACGCGGAGGCGCAGACGGUGCGCGUCGGCGUGCCGCGGACGGCGCCGGCAGCCGGCCGGCAGCCCCCGUGCAUCGAGAUCCGGGCCACGCUCUGGGUGCCCGCGGCGGCCGAGCUCGCCUCCCUAGCCGUGAGCGCGGCGCACCUCGACGUGCUGCUGCUGGAGGACCUGGCGCUGCGGGUCGCCGGGGGCGCGUCGAUCGCGACCGUGCCGGGGGACGUGGUAGCGGCGGCGGCGGGGCCUCGGGCGUACGGCGACGGCGACAGCAACGGGAACGGCAACGCGACGCGCGGCGGCUUCGUGGCGGCGCCGCGCUCCUACGCCUUCGCCGCGCGCGCCGCCGACGUCCGCACCGUGGCCGGCCGCGUCUCCGGGCCGUGGGCGCUGCGCGACGCGCUGAGCGUGCGCACGACGUCGGGCGACGUGGGGGUGUCGGUGGCGCCGGAGGCCGGCGGCGGCGGCGCCACGCUGACCGUGGCCACGGUGUCGGGGGCGGUGCGCGUGGCCGCGCCGGUGCGGGGCGAGGCGCCGCUGCCGCCGCGCGACUACGCGGUCGACGUGGGCAGCACGUCGGGGGACGUGCGGGUGGCGCUGCCGUUCGGGUCGCGGGCGGCGCUGCGCAGCGCGUCGGGCGACGUGGCGGCGGAGCUGCUGCCGGUGCUGGACGCGGGGUCGGCGGCGGCGCGCGCGCGCCUCGACACCGCGGCCGCGAGCGGCGCCACCGACGUCCGCGUCCUCGAGCCGGCGUGGUACGGCGGCGCGGCGCGCGCGCUCGCCCGCCUCGACGCCGCCCACCGCUCCGUCAGCGGCGACGUCGCCCUGCGCUACCCCCGCGCCUGGGAGGGCGCGCUGGCGGCCCAGACCCGCACCGGCGCGCUCCGCGUGCGCGGCCGCCGCGUCGAGAUCGUCCGCGAGCGCGGCGGCUGGGGCGGCUCGCGCGUCGAGGCGCGCAAGGGCGGCGCCGGCGCCGGCUCGACGCUCGAGGUCGAGGCUGUGUCUGGGGACGUGGAUGUCCUCAUCGGGCGGGAGUAAGGGGGAUGAGUAUAAUACCUGCGUCGUCGGCUUCAUAAGUAGGGAAUAGAUACCCUGAUGUUUGCGGACUGGGAGGGCGCUUGCAGAGGUGUUGGGGGAGAUAGUCUAUUUGCUAAUACGCGUACACGGUGCGUUCUAUUUCGGAUGUUCUAUGCUUCCCGCCGUCUACUCGUAGAAUACAGAAAAUUCGAACCAGACGCUGCGAAGGAGACGGCGCCGCUUGCUCCCUCUCUUGCGCUCCCCCUAUCCAUCAUAAACGACAGUGAAACAAUCAUCACCCCCUGAUUCCCUAUGAUAUGGGUAGGCGUAUAUAUAUAUGCGUGUAGUCGCUCGUCUCUCAUAACUCUAAAGCCCAGGACCAGGCGCAAAGGCCCAACUUGCCGUCGCCGCUCCCAGCCGCGCCGCCGCGCAUCCGGCUCUGGGGCGGAUCGGGACUUCGAAGGUCGUCGAAGAUCGUCAUCCCCCAGGGUUUUCACGAUCAGCCUCCCAGGAGGCCUGGAAACGGCGAUACGCGUUGGCCACGGCUGACUCGAUGGAUUCCUGGUCGAGAGGAAUACGAACGGCCUCGGUCCAGGGAGGCGACCCGGCCCU